UCUAUUUUUAGCAUUGUGCAUAUUCAUGAUGUGACGCGCUGGAGUUGAGAAAGUUCAACCAACAGAGGGCGCACGUCCUCUUCAUUGGAAAGCCGUGUCCAAAAUGACCAAGGGUACAUCCAGUUUUGGUAAACGGCACAACAAGACCCACACGUUCUGCCGGCGGUGUGGGCGCCGUAGCUACCACAUCCAGAAGAAACGAUGUGCCAGCUGUGGCUAUCCAGCCAAAAAGAUCCGUAGUUAUAACUGGAGCAUGAAGGCAAAGAGACGAAAGACCACAGGGACUGGCCGCAUGCGCUACAUGAAGGUUGUGCACAGGAGAUUCAAGAAUGGUUUCCGCGAGGGAACUAAGCCGAAACCCAAGCAGCGCGGUGCAGCAGGAGGGGCGAAGUCCUAAACCGGUUACAGGCACGCUUUCCACAUAAGCAUAACACAUCAUGAUCAACGGUUCCCGGCAGGAGCGUCCAGUCUACGUAUACAUCGGCACAUUGAUAUACAAUACCCAACUUGACGGCUUUCGUAUGCCGGUAAAUGCAGGAUCAACCCAACAAUCUCUGUGACUUCAACAUUUGUAAAGUUCUAUUUGUUACAUCCGCAUUGAAUUGGAUCUGAUCUGAUUCCGACAACGGCAGAUAGUGAAUAAAAUAGUUGGUGAUGUACAAGUAUA
Messenger RNA from Patiria miniata (bat star), 667 nucleotides. RefSeq names its product probable 60S ribosomal protein L37-A (gene rpl37). Gene Ontology annotation, cellular component: cytosolic large ribosomal subunit; ribosome. Bases 104 to 397 code for a protein of 97 amino acids. The transcript has 4 exons. The record is from RefSeq and is a predicted model, not a curated record. Gene Ontology annotation, molecular function: RNA binding; structural constituent of ribosome. Lineage: Eukaryota; Metazoa; Echinodermata; Asteroidea; Valvatida; Asterinidae. Gene Ontology annotation, biological process: translation.